AUGAAUUCGAAUAUAUUGUUGUUAUCCGUUGUGAUAUUUUGUGAAUAUUCGUUUUUGGUACAGUGUGCACUAGGACUUAUUGGGAAUGCAAUCAACCUAGUCGUUCUGCUCUCGAAAACAAUGAGGAGUAGAACGAAUGCCCUUCUGGCGGCAACAGCGUUUGCAGACGCACUUUUCUUGAUAGCGCUUACACCGCAUUACUUAUCCAGAUAUGCGUUCUUCGUACGCGCUGCAAAAUGCCCUCACUAUUCAGAUGCUUCGCACAUCGCAAUCAACAGAUGCAGAUCUGAAUUUUACGAGUUUUAUGUCGAAUAUAAAACACUCUUCACAUUUGCUGCCAAUUGGUUCUCAGCCGCAUCAAGUUGGUUGACUGUCGCUGUUUCGUUGGACCGUUUUUGGGCCAUCAAAUCACCACUGCAAGUAAGGAGCAGCACAUGCUCGUGGUCACUCACUCUGACACUUUUGAGUGUGUUCGUUGUAACGGGUCUUUUAACACUUCCGCAUAAUUUUGCUUUUAAAGUGGUUCAUGAAAAUAAUACGCUAUUUGAUGCAAAGAAUCAUUCGCAUGCACAGCGUCAAGUAGCACAGUUUCACAACGGCUUGCAGUAUGUGUUCACAGUAACCAGUAUUCUAGUUCAAGUAUUCCUGCCGGUUCUUUUAUUAUCAGUCCUCAAUUCAUUCCUCAUCUACUACAUACGACAUAGGCACGAGUUUUUCGAAAUCACUGCUCCAAAGAGUUCAGUGCAUUCAACGAAGUCAGCAGUGGCCACUGAAACACCACCGAUGACAGCUGCAAUUCUUCCGAAGGCAUCAACUGUGACAAUAUGUGAUAACCCACGACGAUCCUCAAAAUGGUCAGGUGCAUGGGUCCGUCAGUUGCACACAAGUCAACGCCGUGUCACAAUAAUGGUCAUCGCAAUUGUGUCGUGCUAUUUGGUGACACACGUUCCGUCAACAGUUCUCUUCACGUACAUGUACACGAUCGACUUGAAUUUCUACACACGGAGGGAGAAUUAUGCAUUCGUUCUCAUAUCAAACCUAUUCGUUGUUUCCGGUAAAGUGGCAAACUUCUUCUUGUUGUGUAGUUCGAGUUCCCACUUCCGUUCACAAGUGAAGCAAAAGUUAUGUGUGAGGAGCAAAAGAUUUGAGAAGGAUCGCAGCGUGCAGAAUGGAUCCAAGACAUUGCCAAUGAAUAAUUUCGGUGAUCGGAACGGCUUAAUUCGUAAUCGCGAAACGAUAUUUUGUGACGAUGCUACUGUUGGAUCACCUCUUCUGCGUUGA
Anisakis simplex (herring worm) is the source of this 1281-nucleotide messenger RNA. The record is from the annotation of a GenBank genome assembly. NCBI's taxonomy places the organism in Eukaryota, Metazoa, Nematoda, Chromadorea, Rhabditida, Anisakidae.